GGCUGCCCAAAGGGAGAUCCUCUCAGAACACCAAGGAUUGCUCAGAGGUCAGCUCAUCCUAUUUCUUCUCCAUCCCAUGCUCACCAGAGGCCUCAGAGCCACCGCACUGCGAACACGGCCACAGCUCAACAACGCAUUCACACCAUCCAGCAUUCGCACAAUGGCUUCCUCCCCUGACGCUCUGGUCAUCACCGUCUCUGCCGACGGCAAGGUCAACGCACCCAGCACCGAGUCCGGCAAUCUCCAAUCUCAGUGGUCUGCUUCUCGAGCAGAUGCUGCCAAAGCAGGGACUACUCGCCUUCUGUAUGGUGACUCGACUCCUUACGCCGCGGUUUCUCUCGGCAAGCAGAACACCUACGUUCCCAAGACCGGGCCUGACGCUGUAGACGAUGGCAACGAGGGAGAGUACCUUCGUAAUCAGCACCUCGAGAGGAUCAGAGUUGCGGUCGCAAAGGGUGUCAGAGCCCUGAGAGACGUUGGACCCCCGCAGAAAGGAAGCGAUACUGCCCCUCCCCCGCGAAAGCUGGGUGUGGAGACCACAGCUUCCCCUCACGCGGCCGCUGUUGGGGCACUCCUCGCAACCUACCAGACGAAUCACUUCCGAACUCGCGGAGCAGCAGGCAGUCAUGCCUUUGAGUGUGCAGCUGAGCAGCAGGGAGGCAAGGAAAUCGACAUUGUUCCUGCAUCAGACGCCAAGGCGGAAGAGCUGCUGGACACCGAAGAUGCCAUUGGUGGAGAUGUACCGCUGAGUUGGCAAACUGGGACUGCCUAUGCAGAAGCUCAGAACCUGAGUAGAGAGCUGGCAGAGACGCCUGCCAACCUCAUGACGCCUACGCUCUUCUGCGAACGCGCUCAGGCUCUCUUCAGCGGUGUUGCAGGCACCGAAGUCAUCGUCCAUGACGCAGCAUGGGCCAAGUCAAAGGGCAUGGGGUGCUUCUUGUCAGUCACUCACGGCACAGACGAGCCGGCCAAGGUGCUCGAAGUUCACUACAAAUACCCGGGUGGGGGCGAUGACCUCCCUACGAUCGGUCUGGUAGGAAAGGGAAUCACAUUUGACACUGGCGGUAUCUCCAUCAAACCUGGCCUUGGCAUGAAGUUAAUGAAAGGCGAUAUGAUGGGAGCUGCUUCAGGCCUUGCCACCACCCUCGCCAUCGCUAAACUGGGCCUGCGUUGCAACCUCGUCUUUGUGGCCCCUCUCACCGAGAACAUGCCUGGCCCCUCAGCCACGAAGCCUGGAGACAUCGUCAAAAGCAUGAAGGGCUUGACAGUCGAAAUCGACAACACUGAUGCCGAAGGCCGUCUGGUUCUGUCCGACUGCCUCACCUACGUCUCGCGAGAGCACAAGCCUUCUACUCUCAUCACCCUGUCGACUCUGACCGGAGCUAUCCGCAUCGCCCUCGGAACCGUCUACACGGGUGCCUUUGUCGAAGAUCCAAGUCUCUGGCAUGAGCUCCUCGCCGCAAGCAAAGCUGAAAACGACCGGGUGUGGCGCAUGCCACUGGACGACGACUACCUCUACUCGAUCAGUGGAGCCUCCCAGCCGGCUGACCUGUGCAAUGUCGGUCGACCAGCAGGGGCGAGCGCUGCUGCCAUCUUCCUCAAGCAAUUCGUCGAGGGUCUCGAGGAUAGGGAGAAGGGUGUGCCCGCUCGCACGCGAUUUGCUCACUUGGACCUUGGAGGUACCAUGGAGUCGGACUUUGAUCUGCCAUACCAGGACAAGUAUUGCAUGACUGGUAGACCCACGAGGCUGCUCAUCGAGUGGGCUAGGAGGCUUGCCGCGGCGGGAGGUCAAGGCAAGACUGGCAAGGUGGCUACGGGUGAGAAGCGAAGGAGGGUGUAAUGGAAUGGUCGUGGGCCCGAGCGUCGGCAUCGACCGAGGUGCACGGAUGGGGAAGUCUAGCCCUUUAGGUCAAAGUCACUCAUGAGAAGAAGUCUUUCAAUCAAAUCCGUCAUUGCCAGGGUCAUCUCUCAAUCGUACGAUAGCCCAGACUGAGAGAUGAUUCGCUGGCAGAAUCGGUAUUUCGAUGCAGUAAACGAGAGAACAGAUGGAC
Microstroma glucosiphilum is the source of this 2051-nucleotide messenger RNA. RefSeq lists its product as hypothetical. Gene Ontology annotation, cellular component: cytoplasm. Gene Ontology annotation, molecular function: metalloaminopeptidase activity; manganese ion binding. NCBI's taxonomy places the organism in Eukaryota, Fungi, Basidiomycota, Exobasidiomycetes, Microstromatales, Microstromataceae. Bases 161 to 1840 code for a protein of 559 amino acids. Gene Ontology annotation, biological process: proteolysis. The record is from RefSeq and is a predicted model, not a curated record. The transcript has 2 exons.